GCCCCAGUCAGAUGUUUUUGUUAUUUCGCUUCCGCCUUCAGUGUUCUCGCCGUGUCAUGUGGAUGUCAAAAACCCAGAGUAUCUGACAGGCUUUGGAGUUGAAAUCUCUACCGGGGGUCUCAGGAUUUCCCCCGCCGUAGCACACACACUCUUCUUGAGGGUGUUUUCGAAAAGGAUCCGUUGGGAGCGAUGGCGGACGGGGAACGGUCGCCGCUACUGUCCGAGCAAUACGACGGGACCAACGGCAGCUUGUAUGGAUAUCCGUCAAAACCACAGAGUUUUGCGCCGUUCCCCAGCUCGGUGGCAGCAAGUGAGCCUCCGCCCCCCUACUCGCCGCAGGGCAGCCCGGACAGCAGCAGCGCUCCGGUCAUCAGCUGCCGCGUCUGUCAGAGCGCCAUAUCUGUGGAGGGCAAGGCGCACCAGCACGUGGUGAAGUGCAGCAUCUGCAACGAAGCUACGCCGAUAAAGAACGCCCCUGUUGGAAAGAAGUACGUCCGCUGUCCAUGUAACUGUCUCCUGAUCUGCAAAGUCACGUCGCAGAGGAUCGCCUGUCCGAGACCGUACUGUAAACGUGUCAUCAACCUGGGACCAGUUCACAUCGGCAGGGAGAGUCCUGAACCGCAGCGUCAGCCCGUCGGCAUCCGGAUCAUCUGUGGACACUGCUCUAAUACAUUCCUGUGGACGGAGUUUUCAGACCGGACCUUGGCCCGAUGUCCGCACUGCCGAAAAGUCUCUUCUAUUGGUCGGCGGUACCCCAGGAGGAGGAGCCUACUGUGCUUCAUGCUGUUCUUCGUCCUCGUCGCCUCCACUGCAGGACUUGUGGUUGGUACAUGGAAGAGCGCCCAGGACUCUAAAGGGAUCUACGUCUCGUGGGUGCUGCUGAUCGUGCUCGCUCUGUUCACAAUGGCAAGAACCAUCUACUGGAGGUGUCUGAAAAUCAGCGACCCCAUAUCCAACAUCGCGUAGAGAGAGAGAGAGAGAGAGAGACACAGACAGACAGAGAGAGAGAGAGACACAGACAGACAGAGAGAGAGAGAGACACAGACAGACAGAGAGAGAGAGAGACACAGACAGACAGAC
Molecule: messenger RNA, 1080 nt
Organism: Perca fluviatilis (European perch)
Lineage: Eukaryota; Metazoa; Chordata; Actinopteri; Perciformes; Percidae
Product: type I phosphatidylinositol 4,5-bisphosphate 4-phosphatase-B-like
Exons: 7
Coding region: 190-966 (258 amino acids)
Biological process (GO): phosphatidylinositol dephosphorylation
Cellular component (GO): lysosomal membrane; late endosome membrane; plasma membrane
Molecular function (GO): phosphatidylinositol-4,5-bisphosphate 4-phosphatase activity
Source: RefSeq, a predicted model, not a curated record